UAAUUGCCCCGCCCCUUUUCACACACACACAUUGGAUCCAAGAUGGGAGAACGGCUGCAGGCUCCAAGAAGUUACACCUGCACCUUUUCCGACUGCAAAGCCACCUUCUCAAAGGCCUGGAAGCUCGACGCCCACCUUUGCAAACACACGGUACAGAACACCUUCACCUGUGAGAGCUGUGAUCAGUGCUUCUCCACUCGUUACCUGCUGGACACACAUCAGCUUCUUCACAGCCAAACACACAGGUGUCAGGUUGAGGGAUGUUCUGAAGUGUUGUCUGGACAGGACAGCAUGAAGAAGCACAUGGCUGCAGUCCACAAGACCAGGACCAGGACCAAGAGCCUGAGAUGUCAGUAUGAAGGCUGCCAGAAGGACUUCAAGAAGAAGUUUCAGCUGAAGGCCCACAUGGGGGAACACCAAGACCUGCUGCCCUUUCAUUGUCCGGAGGACGGCUGCAGCAGAGAGUUCCCCUCGCUGGGCAAGCUGAGACACCACCAGAAGGUGCACACAGGCUACCAGUGCCAGGAGGACCGGUGUCCCUUCCUGGGAAAGACCUGGUCUGAGUAUCAGAAGCACAGGAGCCAGCACAAAGUCCACUUGCUGUGCCAGAUCUGCCAGAAGACCUUCAAGGUGGUCUGGUUCCUGCGCCAGCACCAGCGCCGCCGCCACCAAGGAGACCAGAGAUGCUGGCCGUGUCCUCGAGAAGACUGCGACAAGACCUUUGGCAGCCGCUUCCACCUGGACAGUCACGUCCUGGGAGACCACCUGGGCAAGAAGAACAUCACCUGCGCCGUCCUGGCCUGUGGGAGGAGCUUUGCCAUGAAGGAGAGUGUUUGGAGACAUGAUGUUCUGCACGAUCCCCUCAAGAAGAAGCUGAAGAAGCUUCCAAAGAAGGGCUGGAGUGCAGCACAAGCACAGCUGCUGUCUUCCAAACUGCAGAACACCUGUUUGGAUGAUCCACCAUCUUCUAAAGUGCAGAACACCUGUUUGGAUGAUCCACCAUCUUCUAAGGUGCAGAACACCUGUUUGGAUGAUCCACCAUCUUCUAAGGUGCAGAACACCUGUUUGGAUGAUCCACCAUCUUCUAAGGUGCAGAACACCUGUUUGGAUGAUCCACCAUCUUCAGGUUGUUAAUCAGGUUAAUUUACUAAAGUGUUUUGUUGACUAAUUAUUUUGUUGAAUGAAUUAAAAGUUCACUUCUACUGCAAA
Molecule: messenger RNA, 1209 nt
Organism: Nerophis ophidion (straightnose pipefish)
Lineage: Eukaryota; Metazoa; Chordata; Actinopteri; Syngnathiformes; Syngnathidae
Product: transcription factor IIIA-like
Exons: 9
Coding region: 43-1134 (363 amino acids)
Cellular component (GO): nucleus
Source: RefSeq, a predicted model, not a curated record